UCAACAAACUGAUUGUUAAUUUACUUGUGAUAAUUUACGCUAAUCAUCAUAAUAAUCUUAUAAUCAACAAUUAAAAAGUUAACUAACCUGUUAAUCCAAUUAAUCUUACAAGAGAUUUGUGUAAAGAGAAACCCAAUCAACUAAAACUUUAACAAUAUCUUUUUAAUGGCAAAUCCAUUUGAUUCAACAUUUGCUUCAGAAUUAAUUGUUUACAAUUUACCUUCAUCAUCACCGUUGAAAUGAUUAAAUAAAAAUAGUAUUUAAAUUAAUUAAGUUGACCAAGGAAAAGAGAAUAAUUAUUUUUUUAAAUUACAAGUUAAUUUUUCCCGCUUUUCUAUUUCUUAAUUUGCUAAUAAUAAUUAACCUUUGAAAAUCCUCGAAAUCAGUUAAAUGUAUUAUAUAAGGUACGAUUAUGAAUUCAAUUGUUGAAUUAAUUGUUAGUAAAUUUCUAAUUGUGUCCGGUUAUGGUUAAGUUAUGGUUAUACAAUUUGUAAACAUGUCGUCGUCGUCGGGGACAGCAACGGUAAUCAAUUGUUCAAAUGUUAAUUGUAACAAUAAUGAUCAUUACAGUGAUCAGAUUGGUGGUGGUUCCAAUUUAGGAGGUGAUGAUUGUGUCGGUGUGGGUGUUGAUUGUGGUGAUAAACCAAGUCUCUCAUUGAGUUUAUCCAAUAAUUCAUCGUCUUCAUCUUCAUCAUCUUCAUCUGUCACCGGUUGUAUCGGUGUAAGUGGAUACAAUUUCAAUAGACCGAUAGUUGGCCUGAGUAAAUUUCACCAACAAGACGCGGCCACAUCACCGACAAUCCCGUUACUAUCAACAUUAAUCUAUGAUUGUAAUUCAUCAACAUUUUACUCAACCAAUAAUUCCGGUGAUGAAAUUAACAACAACAAUAGUAUCACACCAACAUCAACAUUAACAUCAAUCGGAUGCUCAAGUCCAAUAAUUAACCGAACCUCACCUCAAUUUAAUAACAAUGGUUCUGAUUUGAAUAAUAAUAAUAUAAUUAAUAACUUUAACAAUAAUAUUAUCACCAAUAAGAAUACAAAUAAUCAACGAUUAACCAAUAACGGUAAUGGUACAAUUAAAACGUUACUAAUCAAAUCAAAUUGUCGACCAAGUGACCUCGUAUGUAGCCUGAAAUCACCAAGUACUUGCCUUGCUUGUUAUACAAAUUGUUCAACUUGUAAUAAUAAUAAUAAUGGUGUUAAAUCAACAAUCAACACAGUUAAUUACGAUUAUAAUAGUAAUUCAAGUUUUGAUAGAUUAGUGGGUAAUCACAAUUCAAGUAUAAAAAGAUCCAAUAUCGGAAGAAGCGGAUUAAAUGGCCUCAACGGGAUUAAUGGAAACACUUAUCUACCAGAAUCGAUGAGCGGAUUAAAUUAUUAUGGACCAAUAAGUAAUUGUAGUUCCAAUUUAACCACUACAAUUACAACCUUUUCCACCGCCAAUACCACCACCACCACGAUUGUCGGUGGUGUUAAAAGUACAAUUAAUGUCACCGAUUUGGCUUUCAGUCAAUCUCAUAUUCCUAAAACAACAACAACCAUGAUCAAUGGCGGUGGUAUUACGAGUUCGAGAGGAGGAGGUUGUGGUCCCGGCGGUGGUAUAACUAUCCCGUCAAUCCAAAUAUCACCCACUGGUUAUGAUGAUCAUCAUCUGUCAUCAUCGCCAACUAAUAGUAGGACUUACGAUAAGUUUGACAACUUUAAUUCAAACAUUUUCAAUGACCAUUGCUCAGCAAUUAGCGCACCAUUAUCAUCAUAUUAUCUUGAUGAGCCCAAAAAUCAUAGUUGUUUCCGUAAAUCAAUUCCAACUAUGCCUAUCGCUUUAUCAGCGUUUCUUUUGCUACUUAAUUGUUUUCUACCAGGAUCAGUUCAUUUCGUCUGAAUUUCUCAUGAACUGGUCCUCAGAUCAUGUUCGGACGAUCGACCUUUCGACGUUACGAACUAUGGGAUUUGUGCUGAAUUUUGUGCUACCGAAAUAUUUCAUGGAACCCUCGUAGUUUUGGCUGAAUCUUGUUCUGAAAAUUUUGCUUAUUGUAAUUACGAUUUAAUAAUAGCCUGAUAUUGAUUUUAAUUGUCAAUUUUUGGGGACCACAAAGAUAAUUUAUUAAUAGUAAUGUUUCCAUGUAUAUAUUCAAGGUUAAUUGUGAAAGAAAACAAUCAAUUACAAUUGAGUCUCUUGGUAAAUUAUAUGUUACCUUUUUUUUUCAUUGUUCACCUGAGUCAAUCAAAUAAUUGUGAUCAAGUUAAUUGUUGUUGGUUGACCUGAUACACUCAAGUAUCAAUUUGAUACUAAAACUGUCCCAUUUAUUAUUGAUUAUCAAAUCAUUUUAAGUACAAUAAUUAUGUAUCAACAAUUAAUCAACAAAGACUGAGAUCUUAAAUCAACAAUAAUCAGUCAAUCAGUUUGAUUAACUUUACGAAUUGUCAAUCAAUUGGUAACUAAUCACAUCAAUACUUGUAAUAUAUAUAACAAUUAACCAAAGGAAAACAAAAUGAAAUGAAAACUAGGAAAACAAUUAACUUUGAUUGAUCCUGGUUAAUAUUGAUUAAAAAUGUUUCACCUUAACCAUAACCUUGAUUGUUUCACAGUUAGUUAAUUGCCCUUUCCUUGACUCUAAAAAUAUUUAGAAAAGUGAAAGAAAUCAACAAUUAACACACAAUCAACAAGACAGAAAAUCAUAUUGACAGUAACAAUCAAUGAAUUUGUUUAUCUAUUUUUCAACAGAUGAUGAAAUUGAAUAUAUAUCAUUUGAUGAUAAUCAUCAUCAUCAUCAUCAUCAUGUUCAUCAUCAACAGAAUCAUUUUAUCAUCAUCAUCAUCAACCUUUGAAUAAUAUACCAACAAUAAAAGUAUUAUAUCAUUACGAUUGUGAAUCACGUUUCCAACUUUUACCUUCACAAUUCAGAUAAAUUCAUUUACCGUUAUUUUUUUUUCUCAUGAUUCUUUUCAUGAUAAAAUACGAUACAUUCAUGAUUCUCUCUCUUUUCCUCUUUCUUUUUUUCCUAUGGAAUUUAAUAUUCUUUUUUUUCUAUGGAACUUUUUUCUUCAAGAAUUCUUUACCCUAAUAAUAGUCUGAAUACUCAUAAAAUAUGAUGAAAAAAAAAAUAUAAUUCACCAAGAAUCAUAAUCAUGAUGAGGAUAAUAAAAGGUAACUUAUAUUGAACAAUUUACCUUUGAAUUUGUGGCAUGAAAAAAAAAGUAAACAAUUUAAAUUAUUGACCAUAAAUUGUGAACAGGAAAAGUUGAUUAUUAUCAUGAUGAUGAUUAAGGUACCAUGUUGAAUUGAAUUUGAUUCAAUUUCUAAUGGUAACAAUUGUAAUCAAAUUAUAGUUGUGAUAAUAAUCAGAGGAUCAUUUUAGCCUCGAGCUGUAAUUGUUAUUUUAUUAGUUUAAAGCUCAAUUACAUUUGGUGAUUAUUAUCACUGUUAGUUAAUUGUUGCACAUUGAAAUUAGAUUAUCAAGUUUAUUGUUAAUGAGUAAUUUAAUUGACGAGUAAAACAUUGGAUUUAAUAACUUUCUCUGGUUAUAAUUUAUAUAACAUAAAAUGAUAACUUUUAAUUUGAUUAACAACAAUUUAACUUUUAAACUGUUAAUAUAAAAGUUAAUUUUAUUAACACAUAAUCAACUUUGCUUUUUGUUCAAUUUACCAAUAAAUUGUUCACAAUUAACUAAUGAUUAUCUCAACUGUAUCGUUUGCCUCUACAAUUUCAUUGGACAAUUAACUCCAAACUGAAUUUAAAUCGUCAAUCUAACAAUCGGUUAAUUAAUCACUUUCCAAGCAUUUGGUUAUCAAAUUAUAAUCAAACUAUUAGAAAGUGAUAAUAAGUAAUUAGUAAUUUUUUUCAUUGAAAUAUUGAUUUGGUUUGUUGUUCAUUGAUGAAGAAAACAAUUUCUCAUCUCCUCUCCUCGGGCUCAAUUAAAAGGUUAAUUGUUGUUUAA
Panonychus citri (citrus red mite) is the source of this 3941-nucleotide messenger RNA. Its product is annotated as probable serine/threonine-protein kinase DDB_G0272282. The transcript has 2 exons. Bases 476 to 1885 code for a protein of 469 amino acids. The record is from RefSeq and is a predicted model, not a curated record. NCBI's taxonomy places the organism in Eukaryota, Metazoa, Arthropoda, Arachnida, Trombidiformes, Tetranychidae.